UGACGCUAAACUUGAGGAGUACCAGAGAAUGUCUAAUAAGGAGACGUAGACGGGCUCUGGGAGUACGGUUUAUUGUGUUGAGGCUGUAGCUAGUCCGUCUUACCACCUUCCAUAGAAGAGUCCAAUGUCCCGUAAAGCACUGAAGGUGGUGGUUGAGUUACAGUUCAGAGCGGUUUCUUGUCCUGGAGUUCAUCUGCCAGCCAAGGAUGAUAUCUACCUCAGCAUGUGCUUCAUGGGCCAGUACCGUCAGUCUGAAUGUCUCCCUGCCGUCUUUCCUCUGCUGUUCCAUGAGAAGAUGACCUUUGAAAAGAUUUUCAGGCAUGCAGUUGACCCUGGAGACAUCGCUGUAAUGCUUGAAUAUGAGACGGCCAGAGUUGAACUGGUGCAGCUGAUUCCUCCAGUGGGGGACACUCUGGCCUGCUUUGAAGAAGACGCUCGACGUUUCUUGUUCCCGGAGCCCAAACUGGUUCCCUCCUUCUCUGGAGUGGAUCGAGAGGUUCUGAUGACCCGAGCGCCACACUUUCCAGGUAUCGCACCAAGGUUGGAGUUCUCCACCAAAACAACCAUCAUUGAGUGCUCAGCUGAUGCAGAGAUCAAUAUUUACCCCAAUGUACCCAUGAGGCCAGCGAUAAAGAGGAACAGGAAACACCCCAGCAGACCCAGGACCUGCUCUCCUCAGAGGAAACAACCUCAGAACCUCGGAAGGAGACGAAGUCACAGACCUGGCAGCACCAGGUCACCGUCAUACAUCCCCAGGUCCCAGUCCCUGUCCCCUCUGAGAGCUGGAAACGCCCAGCGUCUGGCCCGACUCAGCCUGGACUCUGCAGCUCCCGACCCCACUGACUGGGACACGACCAGCACCUCCCAGCCAAUUCUGGCCUCAUGGCCUGGAGCCAGUCGAUCUGCCUCGCCCCACCGCUCUACAGUGUUUACCAACUCCUCAUCACCUUUGACCAGGUCUUCAUCCACAGUGAGAUUUUCUCCAACUGGCAGAAGAAAAUCUUUAUCCAAUGGUUUGGUUGGACGGAUAUCAGGAGACGACUCCAGCUCUUCAGAAACACACGACCCCCUUGACUACCACCAAGGUCCUGACGCUUCAAGACAGCAGCAGUCUUACAGGGACGAGGCCAGGCACAGCAGGUCUCAGUCCAGCUUUCACAGAGAAUGGGAAGAGGUUCAAGAGCGUGUCCGAGGACUCCUUACGACACCAAAAGCUGUACGCCGACUUGUCUAUGGGGCCACACACUCCGAAAUAGACAAGGUUUUAGCCAGGAGAUCCAUCUCUCCAGGUCCACCAUGACGAGCAGGCCAGGCUGUGGAUAGGGAGAGAGACCAUCACCUUGCCAAUGAAGUCUUCAGAUCUCAAGACUCUCCUGAUAUUUGUGUGUGUGCAAAACAUAGAGGUAUUUCACUGCAGUGGUUUGAUACAUGUCCAUACACCCUGUAUUAAUGACUGGCAAAAUAAGUUGUCUUAUGUUAAAAUAAAGUUUUUAGAAUUGAAA
This is a messenger RNA of Dicentrarchus labrax (European seabass), 1502 nucleotides long. RefSeq names its product spermatogenesis associated 6-like (gene spata6l). Bases 125 to 1300 code for a protein of 391 amino acids. Lineage: Eukaryota; Metazoa; Chordata; Actinopteri; Moronidae. The record is from RefSeq and is a predicted model, not a curated record. Gene Ontology annotation, molecular function: myosin light chain binding. Gene Ontology annotation, biological process: spermatogenesis. The transcript is spliced from 13 exons.